Molecule: messenger RNA, 279 nt
Organism: Paramecium tetraurelia
Lineage: Eukaryota; Ciliophora; Oligohymenophorea; Peniculida; Parameciidae
Exons: 2
Source: RefSeq, a predicted model, not a curated record
AUGAUCCAUCUGUGUUUGAAUUUCAAAUUACCUGAAGGUAAUUUAGAUGGGCCAUCCACUAUGGUGCAUACUUUACCUCAUGCUACUUGUUUACCAUAUCAAAUAACAAUUGACGACAUAAGAGAUUUGGGUGUGUAACCGUUUAAGAUUCUCAUUAGAUUCAAACCUACUGCUGAAUUGUUGUAUAAGUCCAAAUACAGAAUUAAAGUUUAGGAUGGCCCUAGUGUGGAUUUCAUUCUCAGAGGCACUGGCAAAGAUUUGAUCAAAAGAAAAGUAUGA